Helobdella robusta is the source of this 471-nucleotide messenger RNA. RefSeq lists its product as hypothetical. NCBI's taxonomy places the organism in Eukaryota, Metazoa, Annelida, Clitellata, Rhynchobdellida, Glossiphoniidae. The record is from RefSeq and is a predicted model, not a curated record. The coding region runs from base 1 to 471 and encodes 156 amino acids. The transcript is spliced from 4 exons.
AUGGCCGAGGUGGAGAAGAUAAAAAUAAUUUUCCUACUUCUCUACCAAAAACAAAUGCUAGACCCAUCUUAUGGUCUUAUCAUUAAUAAGACUAAGUUAAGAAAUCUAAAUGUAAAUAAAGCUAUUGGAGUAGAUGAUGUACAUGCUAGAAUUCUCAAAGAGUGCUCAGAAAAAGCAAAUGAACAUAAUAUACCUGUCGACAUAGCAUUUUUUGAUUUUGCUAAAGCUUUUGAUUCUGUACCACAUGAACGAUUAUGUAUAAAAUUAGAAAAUCUUGGUGUUAAAGAUGAAUUGUUAGGUUGGUGCAAAGCAUUUUCAAAUAAAAGAAAGCAGAGUGGUAAUGGGGGUCUUAAACCAAUAAGAAGAAGAAGAUUGUGUUCUGAAUUAGCAAAAAGAGGUCGUAAAAAUAAGAAUUUUAAAAAUCCCCACCACACUGAAACGAGAUACCCCACUGUCAAAAUCAAUAAAUGA